AUAAAAGAAAAAAAAGUUUGCCCAUUUCUUCCCUUCUAACUAAAUCACAUCGAGUAGAUUCUGGAAUUUGGAAAAGAAAAACAACCCAUUCUCUCUCGUAGAAAUCGUUAUUACCAAUUUCUUCUUUGUUGUCCUCAAUUGAAUAUCUUUUCCUCAGCGAACAACCUCUCAAGUGCUUUCUGAAUUUACGAUGUCAUCUCCUGCUGAGUUCUAUAAAUCACUUCCGCCUAUUAGCAAGGCUUACGGAACUGCUUGUCUGUUGUUUACAGCUGCAUCUCAGUUGGGAUUGUGCCGUCCGGAUGAUAUUGCAUUAUUAUAUGAGCUAGUAUUCUCUAAGUAUCAGGUAUGGAGAUUGAUUGCAAAUUUCUUCUUUCUUGGGAAGUUCUCAAUUAAUUUUGGGAUUCGCCUCUUAAUGAUAGCAAGAUAUGGAGUGCAACUGGAGAGUGGACCUUUUCAAAGACGAACAGCAGAUUUUCUGUGGAUGAUGAUAUUUGGAGCUUUGACAUUGUUGGCUUUAUCUGCAAUCCCAUUCUUCUGGUCCCCGUUCUUGGGUAUCUCACUGGUUUUCAUGCUUCUGUAUGUCUGGAGUAGAGAAUUCCCAACUGCUAAUAUCAACAUUUAUGGUCUUGUGACCUUAAAGGCAUUUUACUUGCCUUGGGCCAUGCUGGGUUUAGAUGUUAUUUUUGGUUCACCAAUUUUGCCAGAUCUCUUGGGGAUCAUUGCUGGACAUCUCUAUUACUUCUUAACCGUGUUGCAUCCACUUGCCACUGGGAAGAACUUGCUGAAGACACCAAUGUGGGUACAUAAACUGGUUAUGCGUUGGAGGAUUGGUGCACCAGCUGCUACUCCUGCACAACCUGAUAAUUCUGGUGCAACUUUCAGAGGGAGAUCUUAUAGGGUUGGUGGAGCAACAGCUUAUCCUGCACAACCUGAUAGGGGUUCUGGUGUAGCAACAACGAACCCUGUGCAACCUGAUAACGGUUCUGGUGUAGCAUUCAGAGGGAGAUCAUAUCGUCUUGGUGGGUGAAUUACUACAUUUUCCACUCCCAACCAGUAUCCUAAGUCGACAGUGAAUUGUUAACGCAAGGCAAGGGAGUCUUUUGUUUUUGUUUUUAACUAUAAAAUGUUGACAGGUGUAAUUCUGCCGAUGGCAGGUUGAAACGUAGAUGAAUGCAUAACCAUCAGUAAUCAACCCCCUCCCUGAAGAAAAACUAAUUGUGUAGAUUCGUUUCUUUCUAAAUUUUCCUGGUAGAAGAUUUUACGGGAUAAUUGAAAACAGAUUAUGUCAAUCCGUUGGAAAAGCAAGGAUGAUGGGUGAAAUUUUUUCUUUUA
Lycium barbarum (goji berry) is the source of this 1332-nucleotide messenger RNA. RefSeq names its product derlin-1. The transcript is spliced from 7 exons. Gene Ontology annotation, molecular function: misfolded protein binding; ubiquitin-specific protease binding. Lineage: Eukaryota; Viridiplantae; Streptophyta; Magnoliopsida; Solanales; Solanaceae. Gene Ontology annotation, biological process: endoplasmic reticulum unfolded protein response. Gene Ontology annotation, cellular component: Hrd1p ubiquitin ligase ERAD-L complex; endoplasmic reticulum membrane. The coding region runs from base 191 to 1027 and encodes 278 amino acids. The record is from RefSeq and is a predicted model, not a curated record.